This is a messenger RNA of Wyeomyia smithii (pitcher-plant mosquito), 1620 nucleotides long. Its product is annotated as putative serine protease K12H4.7. NCBI's taxonomy places the organism in Eukaryota, Metazoa, Arthropoda, Insecta, Diptera, Culicidae. The transcript has 2 exons. Gene Ontology annotation, biological process: proteolysis. The record is from RefSeq and is a predicted model, not a curated record. The coding region runs from base 1 to 1509 and encodes 502 amino acids. Gene Ontology annotation, molecular function: dipeptidyl-peptidase activity; serine-type exopeptidase activity.
AUGGUAAACAAAGUGACCCUAGCGGUGUGGCUGGUUCUGGCCGUGGUGGCCAUAACCGAAGCAAAAUCAGUCAUUCCAGUCGCUCCUAUCGUGCAGAAAAUUCUGGACAUCUUUCCCAUGCUGCACGUUCCGGAAGGAUACGUAUCGACUAAUCCGCGUACCAUUGGCUAUAAGUUUCUUACCCGCGUAGACCAUUUCAACCCGCAGAACCGUGCUGUGUUCCAGUUUGACUACUUUUCCAACGAUGAGUUCUAUCAGCCGGGAGGACCAAUUUUCAUCUUUCUCGGCGGCAAUUGGCCUCUGACGCAGUAUUAUAUCGAACAUGGACAUUUCCACGAUGUUGCUGCCUAUGAGCGCGCCUGGUUGUUCACCAACGAGCAUCGCUACUACGGAGCCAGCUUUCCAACGGAUGAUUUGUCGGUGGAAAACCUGCGGUUCCUAACGGUAGAGCAAGCUCUGGUUGACGUGGCGGAAUGGAUCGUACAUUUGCGCAAUAACGUGGUGCGUGACGGAAACGCGCGAGUAAUUUUGGCGGGAACGGGUUAUGCAGGAGCAAUUGCAACCUGGAUGCGUCAGCGAUAUCCACACCUGGUGGAUGGAGCCUGGGUUUCGAGUGGACAGGUCGACGCUCGGUUCAACUUUAAGGAGUACGCAUUCGAAAUCGGCGAGGUAAUUCGUGAUCAUGGUGGGGAUGACUGUUUUGGAACUAUUUGGCGUGGUUUCCGGACGGGUGAAGCUCUCUUCGAUGCUGGAUUGACGGACUCGGUCACUGAUUUGUUCAACACGUGUUUACCAGUGAACACCGAUGACAUGCUGGAUGUUGAAACAUUCUUCUUCAAUAUUAAAGCCAGUAUCCAGGAAGAGAUUCUACAGCAGCCCCAAUCAACGGAAUUUACGGCGGAAUUGUGCCAGGUGCUUGGUAACAGCACUGCACAGACAGAUCUGCAGAUCCUAGCGGAAUGGGUUACGGAACACUACAGCUAUUUACCGUGCAUGCCGUUCGAUUUUGAAUCGUCCGUUGCGGCUCAUCAGUAUGAGGAAAUUUACUAUCCCGAAAAUAAUGUCUUGGGACUGCGGCAGCGCGUUUAUCAAUUCUGCACGGAGUUCGGUUGGUUUCUGACGGCGGACUCGCCUGAUCAGCCGUUUGGUUUCCGCGUCACGAUGAACUACUUCCUGAACUUCUGUCGAGCUGUCUACGGUAGUUGGUUGACCAGUGAAGUGGUGGUGGACGGAGUCCAUCUAACCAACAUGCAUUUCGGUGGCAAAAAUCCGCUCAUCUCAAACGUUCUGUUCACCAACGGAGCACUGGAUCCGAUUCGGGACAUUUCGAUCACCGACUAUCACCAGCCGCGCUCGGGUGCCAUCGUUAUUCCUGGUUAUUUCAACAGUCCGGAUUUGAACUCGAUCACCGGGUACGAUUCACCGGCGCUUCUGGAUGCCAAACAUCGGGUUCAACUGUACAUUGAAAGCUGGCUGGUGGAGGCAAUUGUUCCGAUCGAACGGACGUAAGUGCUGCUAUUGACAUUGUUUGAUGCAGCAAGGAAGUAUGAGGUCAGACAAUAUUCUGUAAAUUAAUAUGUUUGCAAAAUAUACGCAAAUGAGUUUAGUACUACCCAGAAA